UCGCCACCGAACGUUGCAAGUUUGUUUGCCAUGGAAUUGGAAUGCGAUUUGGGUGCCAUACAAAACGAGGAAUUGCUGAGGAAAAUGUGGCAGCAAUCGGAGGAUUCCGAACGUAAGAAGCAAAUUCGAACGCAUCUGUACAAGUUGCGAGAAUCGCGUCUGAGGAAUCUAUAUAGACACGAACCGGAUAUGUCGGAAUCGAAUGGCAAUACCAUGACCGGGUUCGGUAAGGAUCCAUUGGUGACCAGCCAUGGGGAUGCCCUGUUGGAUCAGAACUUCCAGAGUCUCAAGUCGAAGGAGGUACGCGAUUCGAUGAGUCCAACGCAUGAGCUCAAGUUCCAUUCGAUGACGUUGACGCAGCCGAAUACAACCGGUUGGGAUGUUCAAACCUCAUCGGAAGUUAGUCCCGAUGGCAGGGCCUAUCGUACAGAGACAUUGGCCAAGACAGAUGGUGUUGAGAAGCUCAAUGGUGGCGGCGUUGCGGAGUUCAAAGGUCGCAACGAACAACGCUCGAGUGCAUCCCAUCAGGGUGAUGACAAGAACUAUGUGAAGAAGGCCGCCGAGAGCUCCAAUACGCAUCUGCAGGAGAAGGUCGUCUUCGGUGAUGAGUCCUCGGGACGCACCGAAAUGAAGAUGAGCUCCACCACAUCCUCAUCGACAUCCAAGUUCGUUUCAUCGUCAUCGACGGUCGAGUAUGACGAGGAUGCGGCUGCAGCUCCAAAGCCACGUUAUUUGCUCGACAGCCAGCAGACGAGCAAUCGUCAGCGGGAGCAGAGGGAGCAGCGGGAGCAGAGGGAGCAGCGGGAGCAGCAGGAGCAGCUACAGCGUGAGGAGCAACGCUUCUCGGAAAGUCGUGAGCAGUCGCAGAGCACACGAAAUGUGGAGACUCAGCAGCAUUACGAGGAGAACAAGCGUUAUGUGGAUAUGGACAAGGCAUCGCCGGAAUAUCAACGACAUGUGCAGCAUCUAAUGUCACAGCCGGGCGAGAUCAUCUCCAAUACGGUGGAGUAUCCCAAGCCGAAUGUCAAGAUGAUCACCACCGUGAAGCGUCUGCCCGAUGGCACCAUUGUCAAGAACAAGCGCUACGAGACGGAGCAGCUGAAUGCCAGCACAGUCCACAAGGAUCAAGCCCAGAAUCAGCAGCAGCAACGUCGUGUGCAGGAUGUGCACCAGACGCCACCACGUGAUGUGGUCGAUAAUGUGGAGACUAUGCGACGUAACGUGGAUGCCGAAGAGCUCAUCAAACAGGAGAGCUAUUCAUCGGUGAAGAAGUCCAGUCGUCGCUUCUCCACGGAAACCACUUCGGAGACCAUCGAGGAGUACGAUGAACCGCAUCAAGCGCAGCCGCAAAAGCUGAAGGCUCCAGCGCCAGGCACUCAGGGAUUUCCGUCGGCUAGGACGCAUAAGCCCACCCAGGAGUUUCCCAACCAACGUGCAGGCACACCAUCACGUCAAUCGCCAACCACGGAUUUCUCCACCCACGGAUUUCCAUCGGUUAAGUCGAAUAAACCCACCCAGGAGUUCAUUAGCCAACGUCCCGCCACCGCCGAUGGUGGCGAGGAGAUUAUAGUGGUGAAGUCGGAAAAGAGUCGCAAUGUCAAGCAGAGCAGCACCACCGAGCGCACCACCGAAACGCAAUACGUGAGCGAUGAACAUGGUCCGGUUGCGUCCGUUGCGAUUACGGCUCCCAGUUGGGAGCAACCGGCUAGUCCACGUCGCGCUCCAGUUGAGGAUUAUAGCACACAUGGUUUUCCAUCGGCACGUGAGCCACAGUCGCGAUCACGUGCCGAUCAGCCCGAUGGCGAGGUGGUGCACCACCAGCACCACCACUCGACCACGGUGAGCCGCAAACAGAGUGCGAGCCACAAGUCCAACACGGAGCACGUUAUUGCAACGCAGCUGGAGCAGAAUGUCGAUGUGGAGCCGGAGCAAUUGCAGCCACAGCGUCGCUCGCAACCGCUGCAGUCGGCCCCACCGGCAAGUCCACGCCGUACGGACUACGGCACUCAGGGAUUUCCCUCGGCGCGCUCACCCACUCGCAGCGCUCCAGCACGCUCGCCGCUGAGCAAAUCGCCGCCUAGGAAGGCAACCACACCAGCGGCAGGUAGCCGUACACCGGUUCGCAGCACGGAGACAACAAGCACAACGAUGACACGUCGCCAGUUGCAAAAGGAGCGCGAAGUGGAUGCCGCACAUCGCGCAUUUGCCGCCUCCUUGCGUAGCAGCUCGCCGGCGGAGAGCACCAACUCGACGGGAUCGCACCACCAUCCCCAACACCAUCACCAGCAGCCGCGACGUGACAGCGGACAACAGACGCCACGGUCGAGCAUCUCAUCGAGCCGGACAUACAGACGCGAUGGACGCGAGGGUUCCCAUGAUAGUCAUGCGCCAUCGGAGUCCAGUCGCAUCAGUUCGACAACGGUGACACGACAUACGGGUGUGCCCAGCACCACUAGCACCACCAGCACCACCAAGAGUGUGGGUAAACAAGUCGUUACCAAGCUGAAGACGACACGUAACGUCCAAGGUUCUAACGAAACAAUCGAUCUUAUGCCGCAGCGUUCGCCCAAAUCGCCGACAACGAAAGCAACAACAACAACAACAUCGACAACAGCAACUACAACAAGUACUACCAAUAAGCCAGUUACACCAACAGCAGCAACAACUCCAACUCCAACUCCAACUCCAACUCCUACUCCAGUUACAGCUCCAGUUACAGCUCCAGUUUUGACUCCAACUCCGUUACCAACUCCAGUUUCAGCUCCUGAGACGUCCACAGUGACAGAUAACCAAUCACAGUAUACGUAUGCUACUACUAAGCCAGCCGAUAUAUUCUCUUUGCCAACCACUUCUCCUACAAUUAACAACAACAACAUCAACAACAACAACAACCACAACAAUGAACCAACACUAACAACAAGUCCAACAACCAACAACAAGAACAACAACAACAACAACAACAAGCACUCGUCUGAUAGCGAAAUCUUAACAAAAACAAAGCUGAGCACAAACGAUGCCAACGUUAACAAAAGCAGCAUGGAUGCCAUUAACGAGCCACCCUGUGUGCGCCGAAACUACUACAAGCUUGGUCCGUCCGAUAAGGAUGCAACCGCUGAAGCAGCAGAGAGCCAAGCCAACAUUGCCACGGCGGUGACAAGUACUGAAACCGUUGGUAAGGCAUCAAGCGCCUGCCUGCCUGCCCUCCCCUCCCCUUUGCCUUGUUCUCCACUCAACCUGUUAGCUUAUUGCCUUGACGUUGUGAUGUACUUCCCCUCAGCAGCCGCAACGCCCAAGAGUCCCAGGCCACAACAUGCACCACAUCGUUACACCCCAAGCAGCCAUAGAAAACCCUAUCACAACAGCACUACCCUAAAUCCCGAUGAGCACGUUCAUGAUAAUGAUGAUGAUGAUGAGCCCACUACGGCCAGACGUAGCUCCAAGUCGCCCAGCGUCGAGAGACGUCGAGAGACAAUGCAGCGAGAGACGACAUUUGAGACCACUGCGGUGGAGCGUGAGUUUUUGCCGGAGCAGGUGGCUCAAAUCGAUGAUCAAAUUGUUAUCGAUGAGAGCACCAUUGAGGUUAGGCAGCUUAACAUAACCAAGCCGAAAGGUGUUGAUAAGCCCAGAGAAUCGCCACGUCAGAGUCCCGAGAAGCAUUUGCCAGCGACGGUUCCCUCAAAACCUCAAGAACCGUCACGUUUCAGCAGCCCCGAGAAGCAGGUACCAGCUACAGAGAAGUCGCCACGUCAGAGUCCUGAAAGGCAGCUGCCAGAGUUAGCUCCCUGGAAGACUUCUCCCAGGGAAACACCCGAAAAGCAGCUAUCAGGGCAAGCUCCCUGGAAGACUUCUCCCAGGGAAACACCCGAGAAGCAGCAAUCAGGGCAAAUGCCAGAGUUAGCUCCCUGGAAGACUUCUCCCAGGGAAACACCCGAAAAGCAGAUAUCAGGGUUUACUCCAAAGGAAUCGCCACGUCAGAGUCCUGAAAGGCAGAUGCCAGAGUUAGCUCCCUGGAAAACUUCUCCCAAGGAAACACCCGAGAAGCAGGUAGCUACUAACGCUCCCGGUAGCCCUGAGAAGCAGCAACCAUCAACAGUUCCGUCGAAACCUAGAGAAUCUCCACGUCAGAGUCCCGAAAAGCAAUUGCCUAAAGAGAUACCGCAUCAGAGUCCUAGAGAGUCGGAACGUGCCAGUAGCCCCGUGAAACAGCAAACAGGCUUAGCUCCCUGGAAGACUUCUCCCAAGGAAACACCCGAGAAGCAGCUACCUUUUAACGCUCCCAAGGAUUCACCACGUCAAGGCAGCCCCGAGAAGCAGCUGCCCAAGGAAGUGAAGCCCAAGGAGUUACCACGUCAAAGCUCAGAAAAACAGCUGCCACUAAAACCCAGAGAUUCAACUGAACCAGAACCAAUUCCAAGUAAGCUUAAUGAUAAACCACGUCAAAGUCCAGAGAGACAAUUGCCAGGUGGAGUUCCGACAAGUCCCGACAAACAGCAACCUACACAGUUCCUAGAGGAUGCGAUCUUCAGGAGCACCGUCACUCAAAAGGUGACAAACACAACGAAGAAUCUUAACGAAGAAUUCAUAUCGAACGAACGUCACAUGCAGCCAACUCGUAAGGCUCCCGAAUAUCCAGUACCAAAAGGUCCAAGGCCCGAUAACGAUGAUAUUGAUAAGCCCCUAACGUCAGAGAUUUCAGAAACUCCUGACGGUGGUUUCAUUUCAAAAAGUCCCGAAUCGGAUGAGGAAGAAGGCGAAACUAAGCCCACUUACCGCAAAAAGGGCUUGAGUCGUCGCGAAACCUUCGAGGAUCGUUGUCGUAAGAUUUUGGGCAUGGAAGAGGAUGGCGACACCCAAGGCAACUAUGUGCCCAAACCUGAAGAUGAUGUGGAUGAUGAUGACACGGAUAGGGAUGAAAGCACUACAGUCUUGAAAGAAACUGAAACUUUUGAGUUCAAGAUCGAAGAUUGCCCCGAUGAUGACGAUGAGGAUGAUAAGCCCAGGCGAGUUACCGAAACGAUUGUGGUACGCACAAAGCCUGUCAUUAAGGUGGAGGAGCCAUUGUCAGAGCCAGAGUCUGAGGUGCACCAUCGCAGCGAGCUAACCGUGGAUGUAACAGAGUCCGAAGAAACUGAAACUUUCGAAAGCACCGAGAAAAUUGUGGGAAAAAAGACGCCCAAAGCUGGUAAACAGCCUAGGGACGAGGAUGUACCACGACCUGCAACUGGCAGAUACCCUGAGGAUGAGGUAGUAUCUUGGGAUAAGCCAAGGUCUUCUCCAAGUAAGCAUCCCAAGGAAGAUGCAGAAACCAUCACUGUGGAAGAAGAAACUACCGUCGUGACAAGGAAGCAAACCUCAAAGAAUGAGGUAGAGCCACGUCCAGCAGCUGGUAAACCAGCUUGGUCUACACCAAAACAGGAGAAGGAACCACGACCUGUAACUGGCAAAUAUCCCAAGGACAAGGUAGAGCCCCGUCCUGCAGCUGGUAAAUACCCUAACGAUGAGGUAGAGUCACGUCCUGCCGCAGGUAAACCAUCAUGGGAUGAGCCAAAGAAGUCUCCCAGCAAGCAUCCUAAGGAUGAUGCAGAGACCAUCACUGUGGAAGAAGAAACUACCGUCGUGACAACGAAGCGAACCUCAAAGGAUGAGGUAGAGCCACGUCCAGCAGCUGGUAAACCAUCUUGGUCUACACCAAAACAGGAGAAGGAACCGCGUCCUAUUUCUGGUGAAUAUCCUAAGGACAAGGUAGAGUCACGUCCUGCCGCAGGUAAGCCAUCGUGGGAAGAGCCAAGGAAGUCUCCCAACAAGCAUCCUAAGGAUGAUGCAGAAACCUUUACUGUGGAAGAAGAAACUACCGUCGUGACAACAAAGCGAGCCUCCCGUCCAGUAUCUGGUGAUUAUCCUAAGGAUGAUGUGGAACCCCGUCCUGGUAGUGGAAGAUAUCCUAAGGAUGAGGAAGAACCACGUCCUGCCGCGGGAAAACCAAGAUUUUCUCCUAGUAAAAAUCCCAAGGAUGAUGCAGAGACCAUCACUGUGGAAGAAGAAACUACCGUCGUCACAACAAAGCGAACCUCAAAGGAUGAGGUAGAGCCACGACCUGCAGCUGGUAAACCAUCUUGGUCUACACCAAAACAGGAGAAGGAACCGCGUCCUGUAUCUGAUGAAUAUCCUAAGGAUAAGGUAGAGCCCCGUCCUGCAGCUGGUAGAUACCCUAAAGAUGAGGUAGAGCCACGUCCUGAAGCGGGUAAACCAACUUGGUCUACACCAAAACAAGAAAAGGAACCAAGUUCUGCAACUAAUAGACAGCCGAAGGACAAAGCAGAGCCACGUCCUACUGGUAGACAGCCUAAGGAUGGGCUAGGACCUCGUUCGUCACCCGGCAAGCAUCCGAAGGAUGAGGCAGAGACUAUAACUGUGGAUGAGGAAACGACCAUCGUAAUAACAAAGCGUCCCUCAAAGUCACCAUCCCCGGAGAGGAGGACAUUCAAGUCGCCGUCACCCACCCGUAAGCAGCCUUUGCCCCACCCGGAAACCACACACUUUGUGACCGAGAAGAUCAUUGAUUGCAAUGGCAAAACAGUUGUGGAGAAGGUAAGCAAGACCACACGUCCCGUUGGUCCUACAGAUGGUACGAAAACAGGGCCCAAGAAGAAGCAACCGAACGACAGCGAACCAGAGGAAUCACAGCCCAAGCCGGAGUCUAAAAAGCCUCAGUCUACGAAAACAGAUACCGAACGCCGUAACUCGCGCACCACAAAGACCAGCAGCACCACAGUCAAGCAGUCUGUGAAGGAAACGCCACAAAAACCGACGAAGACUCCGCGCAAAGAGUCCUUGCCCAGACGGGAGCCUGGCAAGCGGGACAGUCUGGUAGAGGAGACUCGCACCACAACGACAACGACAACAACGCGCACAAAUCAGACGGAUAGAAAGACAAGUGAACCGUCUAUAAAGGAUCGCUUGAGGUCGUCUCCUUGCAAACAAAAGCCACAUCCUGAUGAUGUUGAUGGACAAUCCUCUUCACCGGAUACAAGUCCCAAUCGUGUGCCCAGCGAGCGUCGUCGUUCGAGCAACAUUUCAGUGCACACUGAGAUCAUCAUAGAUCACACUUCGCCGAAAACUCUGUCGCCCAGGACCGAGCGUAAGAUGACCGUGCCGGCACGUAAGCUGCCCGUAACUGAGCGCAAGGAAUCGGCGCCGGUACCACGUGUUACGCGUCGCGAUAAGGAUAAGGUGACCCGUUCUACCAGUGAAAAUGUCAUUAAGGUGGUCAAUGGCAAGCCGAAGAGCACUCCGGAAAUGAGUACAUUGAAUCCAAUCUCCGCUCAGCGACCCAACGAUCGUACCCGUCCAAGCAAGUGCUUCACUACGAAAACGAUUAAUCUCAGCGAGCAGCUAAUUAACAGCGAGGAGAUGGAGAAUGUUAUCAUUGAUAUACAGCAUGCGAAGAGCUCUCGAGAGCCAUCUCCGGAUCGUAUUGUGCCCACACCUGUGCCAGCUGAGCUGGAUACGGGUAAGCCACGUUAUCCCGAUGUGGUGCAGGAGCCGGAUGAUGAGCCGAAAAAGAAGCCGGUCAUAACCAAUAUUCCGAUCUUUGAGGAAGAGGCUAAUGCCUAUGUGGGCUGCCAGAUCUCGGAGCUACGCAAUCCCAAUGGCAUUGAGGCGGACAUUCACGACAAUCCCACGGUGGAGGCUCCCAAGAGCUUGGAUUAUCCCAGCACCACGACCACCAAUGGCAAUCCCAGCCACAGCAUCGAUGUCGAUGAGUGUCUGCUGAGUGUGCACGAGAAGGUAUCGAAAUUCACUCACACUGCGGAGCAGGUGAAGCAGCCCAAGACAUCGAUACCCUUCAGUCGCCAGUUCGAUGAGCAUGCCAAGGUCUCAGCCAGUGAUGAGUGCCUGCUGAGCAUUGACCAGAAGGUGGAUCGAUUCCUGAAGACGGCCGAGAACAUAACCAAGCAACCCAUUACACCCACUCGGGAAAUUGAACGUCCUAGCUACGCGGAUAUCGACGAGGAGCUGCGUCAGGACGAUUGCACAUUGAGUGUAUCGCAGAAGGUGCACAAGUUCAUUGACACGGCCGAGAAGUUGGCACCCACUGCACCGCAAAAGUCACCGCGACUGGUUGCCAACAUUGAGCGUCACAUUUCACGUCAAAGCGAGCCGGAAUCGGAACCACAACUCGAACAGGAAUCAGAGCCGGAGCAGCCAUCGGAUUCGGAGUUCGAGGAACAACAUACAACGACAACAGAGCGUGUGGAGCGUUUGCCGCAACCCGCAUCCGAUGAUGAUGAGCUGCAGCCCAUGUCCAAGAGCCAUACAACAGCGAUUGAGCUGAAGCGUCAAAAGGAUAUACUCAAUCGUCCCUCGGUCUUCGGACAGCGUCCAGUGGAGCGUCCAGGGGAACGCAAGCCAACUCCGUCUAAGCAACCACGUAGCAGUCCCAGCACCUCACUCAUAAUGGAGGAGCGUCGUUCGCAACGCCAUCAGACCGUGUCCAAUCCGACACGCAGCAACACUGCCCCACGCAAGCCUUCCCUGGAGAAGCAACCACGUGGCAAGCCGAACACAAGCACAACCACAAACGACACGGAGACGCGUAAGAGUAGCAUUCAGAGCACCAUCAAACGCAGAGAGCAGAUUACGCAACAGCAGUGGGUAGUCAGUGAUGUGGCUGUAGAUGUGGAGGAGGUAGGAGCCGGUAGUGCACAGCCUACAUUGCCUGGUAGACGUAUCAGUCCCACCAACAAGGCACCACUGAGCUCCAACAACGGAGUGAAGAGCCCAACUGAAGAAACUGGAUCUAAGCCCACUCCGCACAGCGCUAGUCCACGUCCCACAUCACCCGGCAGAGGCACUACCAGCACUACCGUUGUGAAAACCACAACUGAGGAGACUGGAGUGAAGUCCACUCCACGUCCCACAUCACCCGGCAGACGCACUACCAGCACUACCGUUGUGAAGACCACAACUGAGGAGACUGGAGUUAAGCCCACUUCACACAGCGCUAGUCCACGUCCCACAUCACCCGGCAGAGGCACUACCAGCACUACCGUUGUGAAAACCUCAGCUGAGGAGACUGGAGUGAAGUCCACUCCACGUUCCACAUCACCCGGCAGACGCAUCAUCAGCCCCAGCACGACCAGCAAGGCACCACUGAACUCCAGCACCGUAGUUAAAGCCAGCACUGAGCACAGCACCAUCAAGCAUACUAGCCGAACACAUAGUCCAACUAACCAACAAGCAAACACCUUGACCAACCUUGACAGCUCCCCUGAUACCCACGUUGAACCACUUUUAGACCGCAGCCGGCCAACACAGACUCCAACCGGACGCACGGUGGCUUCGCGUCGCAACAUCUUUGAAAAGCAUUCGCCUAGCCCAACGACGACAGAGCCGAAUGGACGUCGUCCCUCCUAUAUGGAGCAUACGAAGAGUUCACUCGAGCACAUACGACGCGACUCGCUGGAGAUCACCAAGACGCACUUCUCACGCAAAUCGUCCAUUGAAGAGGACACCAGCGUGGAGCCACGCAAUCCCAAUGCCGCUGUCAAGUUCGAUGUGCCCAAACGCACCACAUCCCGCUCGGAGCCCAGCGAGGACAUCGACAUUGAACAGAUCUUUGAUCUGCUGCAGCUGGAGCUACUCCUGGAGACGGUCAGCAGCUAUGAGUUGCGUCGUCGCAUACGCGCCCAAAUGCGACUCAUCAAGAAGAACAUGAUUAAUGCGGGUACUACUUCGGUAAAGCGCUCGCCGGAGCAACUGCAGCCCAGAGGCGGCAGCAGCAGCGGCUCCACGCCCAGUCGCAGUCCACUGUUGCCGCGUCGCACAGUGGAGCAGCCACGUGAACGUAGCUACAGUCCGGAUAGCAAGACUAGCCGCACGCCGGAGCAACCACUGGAGCCACGCGAUCGCAGUCGCAGUCCGGACAGCAAGAGCGUCAAGGAGCUGCGCACCAGCACCACUAGCACCACGGCUCGACGCACCGAGACGGACUGCUCGACGGGACAUGGCAAACCGCCGGUGAAACCACGCGAGCGUAGCGCCAGUCCAGCUCCAACUCGCACUCCGGUGGAUCAGCCACGUCGGCGCAGUCCAACGAGCAAGAUCACAACGCGCACCACAACAAGCAGUCCACGCAGCGUUCAAUCCUCGCCAGAUCGUCGCGCCAGCAAGCCAAGUCCCAUUUGGGCGGAUCGCAGUAAAGUGCUGCGUGGUUCCGGCUCCGCCUCGCCGACUCCGCGCAAGGGUUCAGCCUCUAGCACCAGCACCAUUAGCAGCAACAAGAUGGCCAGGACUAGCAGCAGCAUCACUAGCAGCACCAGCACCAGCACCACCAGUUCGAGCAAACGUCGCGAGGAGGAUUCCAUUACAUCCAGCUAUGGAGUUGGACCCACCGACGAGAACGGUUUGCCCCUCUUUGGCAUACGGGCGCUGAAGAAGAAGACACAGCCGACAACGUGUGAGACAAAGCAAGAAGUCACAGGUUAUGUCAUUGAGGAGCAAUUCUAUGCGGAUGACAAAUCUCCGCCGCGUCACGAACGAAAGGAAUUGAUUUAUUCGAGCAAUCCGGAGGAGUUGGUCACACUGCAGCAACAGUUGGAGCGUAAAUCCCAUGUGGAUGCCAAUACCAAGUUGCAGCGUGAAUUCAAGCAAAUCACCGGACCAAUGAAUGCCAUUGAUACCAUUCCGAAGCGUCGUGAUUCCGCCAAAGAAAUCAACGAACACUUCAUACGCAAGGAAUCCUCAGCAUCCAAUCAAUCGGAGACCCAAUCGCAAACAUUAAUCCAACACGAGUUGGCCGAUGAGGAAACGGAGGAUAGCGAAUCGAAUGAUGUGUGCAGCGUGAUUGAGGUGGAAAUGGAGCCACAGUUGCGUCAGACGAGCAGCAGCACCACCCGAACCUCCAGCUCCACUCGCUCCUUCCUCAAUACAAGCGGCGAGGAGCGUCUUGUCACCUCCGUUGAUGAUGUGCUCGAACGCAUGCGCAAUGCCGAUAAUGUGGUUGAACCUGGUGACAGCUCGGAGGAUCGCGAGGCACGUGCUUUGCUUAAUAAAUUUCUGGGUGCCAGUGUCAUAAUGCAGGGUGUGGAGAGCAUGUUGCCGGCGGGACAGCGACAACAGCAGCAAUCGAACAGGAACAGCAGCAACACCAACAGUCAAGCGGUAAAAACGACACGUAUUAGCAGCAGCUACAGCAAAACUGGCAACAGCAACAACAACACUAAUAACAACAACAACAACAACAACAGGAAGACAACAAUAACAACAACAACAUCCUCAGCACCAGUUACACGCACAACUUGUGACAUCGAGGAAAUUUGGGACGAGCAGUUACUUAGACAAUUGCUGGAACAGGCCUCCACAUACGAGGAGCGUCGCAAGAUCCGUGCACGUUUACGCGAACUUAUGGCGGAACGCGAAGAGCAGAAAAUUUUGCAGGCGAGCGGUGCAAAGGCCGCUGCCAAAGUGGAAGAAGAGGAAGAAAGCAGCGCCAGCGAGUAUGAGGAAAUAAUUGAGGAGGUAACCGACGACAGCGACGAGGAGGAGGACGAGGCGGAGACGGAGCAGAAGCAAGAAGUGGAGCAAAAACCAACAGCACAGUCCAAAUCUGUGGAGAAGAAAACGGAAAAACAGUGCGAAAAGCAGUCGGAAAGCAAAUUGGAGGCCAAGUCCAGCAAAGUGGAGCAGGUGGAGCAAAAGUUGGCCAAAGUUGAGCUAAGCAAACAGGUGGUGCAAGCAACCACAGUGGUUGACGGUCAACAGGGUGAGUCCCUGCCACAAAAGCAGUCCGAGGAAGCAGAACAGCCAGCAAAAGCAACAGCAGCAACAGAAUUAGGUGGUACCUUAAGCAAUAACGGUGGUACCAGCAGUGGUGGUACCUUUAGUAAUAGUAACAAAUUGAGCAAUAGCAAUAGUUUACAUAAGAUUAGUCCACAAAGUGUUGUUGUUGUUAGCCCGACAAAAGACAAAGAGACGACCAUGCAAGCACAACAGCAAGUGAAACGAUUGAGUGUGCCACAAAAGGAAGAUUCGGGCACCGAAAGCGGUGAAGAUUUGCGUCUGUUGGCCGCCGGUUUGCGUGAUACGCUGCAACAGCGCAGUGGCAACGCUGGCAACGAUGCAAAUCGCGGCCUACUUGAGGAAGUCACCGAUGCACUCAGCCGCCUCGAGUGCUCCCUCAAAUUGGGCCAAGAGCUGGCCGUCGACGGUGGUCAGCGUCAGGCGUUACUCAGCCUAAUUGGACGGCUUCAAAGCGGUCUGAGUGCACCCGAAAAGUUGCCGGUACUGCCGGCAACAGAUACAGACGGUCGUGACAUUGCGGACGAUCGUGAGAGUGCCGAUCAGGAGUCACUGAGCAAUCGACAGAGAUUCGCGAAGCGUCGCCAACGCAACAGUCGCCAUACGGUGGGUGUAAGUCGUGAGGAAUUGGCGGAUGCACGGCGCUACAUGGAGGAUAUGCUUAUACUCAAUCCACAGGGCAGUCAGACAAUUGUGGCACCACUUCCCCUAGAGCGCAAUGCCAGCUCCAGUGCGAUUAUUGGUGCGCCCAGCACGCAGCUCUAUCGACCCAAUCAAUUUGUGCCCAACAGCCAGCACAAAGCUCAACUUAAGCCCAGUAAUAACAACAACAAUAGAAGGCCCUUAUCGGGUGAUUAUGGCAUCAGUUACGCCAGCUAUGAGGCUGCUCCAAGCGCACUGGAAGCGAGUCAAGCAGCACGCUUCAAUGGCAGCAAAAAGCAGCUCAUGAAACGGGCCAAUACCAUUGAUAUACCCAAGGCUAAGGCCAAGUAUGGCUCGGCGGAUUGUGAUACCGACUCGGAGCUGGAGGAUCACAGUCGCAGCCAUGCUGGACCCAAUCUUGGCCUAAAGCGUGCGGUGCAAGUGAGUGUAAAGCGGCGUGUGCAACAGGUGGUACCACCGUUUGAGCCCAAAACGGAGAAUGAUCACAAGUUCCUGGCAUUCAUCAAUAAACAGAAUCAUCAGGGUGGCUUGGGCUGGGCUGGUGCACGUUCCGUGUCCAAUUGGACGCACAAGUUUGGCAAUAUCAAGCAUACGUUUGAAACGGGCGUGGCAGCGACCGUUACAAAGGGUAAACCACCGCAACCACCGACGCAUCACUAUCAGCGGGAGCAACAGCAGUUGCAGAGGGAGCGAGAGCAAUACCAACAGCAGCAGCAUGAGCAACAGUUGCUGCGGGAGCGGGAGCGUGAGCGGGAGCAACAGUUGCAGCUGCAACAGCAACAGCAACAGGCGCUGCUGGAGCGUCAGCGUCGCCAGGAGCUGGAACGGCAGCUGCGUCUGGAGCAGGAGGCGCGCUACGAGCGCGAGCAGCGCGCCAGAUUGGAGCGGGAUUACUACGAGCAACAGCUGGAGCGACAGCACUUGGAGCGACAGCAGCAACUGGAGCGACAGCGACAGCAACAGGAGCAACUGGAGCGACAGCGACGUCAGGAAAUGGAGCUGCGCAUGCAGCAGCAAAGAGAAAGGGAGCGGGAAAGAGAACGUGAACGUGAACGUGAACCGGAGCAACCAGUCAAUCAGUUUAUACACGCACCCCAAUCCGUUUUUCGACCCAUCGAUCAAGGUCAAGCGCCAGCGUCAAACAUUUACAAGCCCAUAGCACAGAAAAGCGCCAGCAGUGGGCGUGGCAAGCAACCGUAUCAGCUGCAACCACGUGCCAGCUACAGCAAUACACCGUCACCCGCUUCCACAACCGCCAACUCGCCAAUUGGUCUGCCCUGGGUGGCCAAGCCACGGGUGGAUAACAGUGACUUUAAGCGCAAGGCGCAUCACUUUGAAGAGCGCUCGCUGCGCGACAAUCUGGAGCAACAAGCACCAAGCAGUGUCCAGUAUGUGCAACGUCACAAUUCGUUGCGCUCCAAAGCGCCACCUAUGGCGCUCAGUGAGUUCAAGAAGCGACCCUCGCUGCCCAAUGCCAUGCAGCCAGAGUUGCAGCUGUAUGCAGCCACAACAACAGCAACCACAGCAGCAAUCACAGCACCACCGCCACCCACCAACAUCUCAUUUACCUAUGCAGACUAUACGCCAGCUGUGGCACGUCGUGGUGCCACGAAUUUAGGCAAUUAUCGCAGUCAACCUUGCCUGAGUAGCGCCCUGGAACCACUUACCAAUCCACUGGCUGCACCACUUGUGCUGACCAAUGCGAAUCCCACGUAUUUACCCACCCAACCAGCACAGACGACGCGUCAUUUCGAUUUUGCGAGUCCCAUCGACAGUCCGACAAGCUGUUUGACCGCACCCCUUAUGACGGACAAUACGGACGAUGAUCUUGAUCUGGAUUCGGAUCACAAUAUGCACGAAUACCGUGCGGAGAUCAAAGUGAUGCGUAAACCACGCAGUCAAACGGCCGUUACAGUGGCUGGACGUCGCACCGCUCAUGUGAGUGAUGAUGAGGUCUUUGGACGGAAUUCGAGAGCGGCCAAAUCGCUGCUCUACACGAUGAAACAGCUGGGUGGGAACGGUAGUGCAGCUGGUAGCGCAGCUGCGGUGCAGCCUUUAAACACAAGCAGUUCAUCCAGCAAACCCGGCUGUCUGUCGCCGGAUGGUCGCAUGUAUCAGGCGCCUUUGGUAGAGCCGCUUUUUCCACAGCUCAGCAAUUUUGAGGCGAAUCGCAAGCCGCAGUAUCAGCCAGUAAGUCAACCCGGCUACUCGGCUGAGGCGCAGACAAGCUAUGUGGUUACCUAUCCGCUAGAUGAUUCAGCGGAUGAGCAAGAGUCCAGUUUGAGUGUAAAUCGCAUGCGUCGCAGCUCGGAGCAUUCAAAUGCCAGCUCCAGUUUAUCCAUGACCAGCUGGACAGCAAAUCCAAUGCAUGUGCAGGCAGCAGCAACAGCAGCAGCACCAUCCAUGCCACCACCACCCGUGGAUCGCAGCAAUAAGCCGCAAUUGGCGCCAAAACCAGCAACGGUGGUAACGGUGGUACCACCACCACCACAACAACAACCACGUCCUAGGCUAAGCACUAGAAGUCAUACGAUCAGUGAGUCAAUGUUGCCUGAGACGGCAACACUGCAGCAACGUGUCAUGUCACAGCAAACGCUCAGCAACAAAAUGCAACAGCAACAGCAGCAACAAUUGCAGCUACAGCAGCAACAGUUGCAACAGGAGCUGCGUCGCAAGAGUUUGGGCAAUGUGUUGGAGCAACGUGAAAGCCAUCAGAAAUUGUACUACGAACAGCAAGAGUAUAAAUCAUCGGCACCAGCCGAUACGCCCGAUAUUGUGAAAUCAUCGCUGCCCAAGGAACAAGCGCCAUUAUUAAAGAAAUUUGGACCACCACAGCGGCAUCACUAUGUGCCCAAUGCCUAUCAGAGUCCGCAGCUGAGCAAGCAGACCAGCAGCACUCAUAGCCAGAGCACCAGCAACAUUACCACCGUCAUACAGCAGCAACACAAGCCACUCAUUGUGGAAACUCCGGCAACGCCGCAACCAGCGAAUGUGGAUCAAACGCCAGAGCAGCAAAUACCGCGAAAUAUAGUUUUUAAUAAUGUGAAUGCCUUCAGCUCGCUAAGUCGUCGGCAACACGAGGAGGAGUUGCUGCUGCAACACCAGCAGCACAGUAACAAUGUUGCUGCUGUUGCUGGCUCCAGAAUGAAUCGCUUGAGUAAAUGCGAUUCCUGGACACAGAUAUGUAAUCAACCACAGCAACAGCAGCUGAGCAAUGGUACAGCUGCCAUACGCUACAAUCAACCGUCAGUGGUUGCUGCUGGUGCUGCUGCUGGUGGUUUUGCUGCUGCUGGUGAAUUGCGACGCACUAAAUCGGGACACUCGUUGGCGGUGCCCAAGUUGUAUGAGGCGGGCAUUGCCAAAGAGCAGGUGGGUCAAAAGCAGCGCACUGUCGCUGCCUAUUUCUCUGGCCAAAAGUCACCCACUGGCAAUGGACAGCUGGAGGAGUUGCGCACCACAACAACCACAAGCACAACGACAACGCAACGCAAAUCGGCAAUUAAUCGCACCAAAACAAGUGAAAAACUAUCGGCUGCACGCAAAUCGUUAAGUUCAUUGAAUUCAACAUCGAAUGGUAAUGUGUCGACAGCGGGUCUGUAUCGUGUUGGUGGUGCAAUAGCUGGUGGUGCUGCUGCUGCUGCUGGUGGUAUUGGUGGUGGCGGUGGUUUAAGUCGCAGUGCAACAAUGCCACACAUAGCGCAUCUCAAUUUGUUGGACGAGAGCAAUGUGGAAGAUGCAUUCGAGCAAUUAAUGCUGGCACAACACAAGCAACAAAGCUCAACGACCAGUGAACGCACCGAGACAAAGUCAAAGGAUGGCGGCGCAGUUGUCACCACAACAACAACAAAAGUUACCACACGCACUGUGAGCGGCAGCGCUGCCUCCAAGAAUAUUUCGCCGCUGGCCAAAUUUAAGCAGCUCGAUAAAGCAGCUGCCCAGCAGCAGGCUCAAAAAUCAUCUCCAACAACAAGCACACCCACGACCCCCGGCGGUUCAGCACAACCGUAUUUCAAAUUUACCGAUCCGGCAUUAAAUGCACGCGCCGCCACUGUCAAGGAUCAACUUCUACAGUGGUGUCAGCACAAAACGCAGGAAUAUGAGAACGUCCAAAUAAGCAACUUUAGCUCGAGCUGGUCAGACGGCUUGGCCUUUUGUGCGCUGAUACAUCAUUUCUUGCCAGAUGCAUUUGAUUAUAGUAAACUAACCAAACAAACUCGCCGACACAAUUUCGAAGUAGCCUUCAGCGUUGCUGACGAAAAAGCUGGAAUUGCGCCUUUACUGGAUGUGGAAGAUAUGGUGGAGAUGAGUCGACCCGAUUGGAAGUGCGUCUUUGUCUAUGUGCAGAGUAUCUAUCGUCGUUUUCGCAAUUGCCAGUAAACCAGAAGAAGAAGAAGCAGCCACAGAAAAACAACAGCACGUGCUAGGCCACAACAACCACAACAACAACAACUACACAUCUAUUCAUUAAAUCAUAAGCAAGUCUAUCCCAAAAAAAAAAACCGAAUAUAAUAAUAAUGUUUAUGUAUAACUUUUGGCAUUUUGUGUUGAAACACAUCUAAUAACUGAUAUACCCCACAAAUGGCAGGCUCGUCUAAUAAUUGAACAGCAAGAACAUUUCUACGUUUUUUUUGUCUUUGUUUAUCAUUAUUAUCUUUUCUUAUUUUUUUUUUUUUUGUGUAAUACUAUUACUAUUAUUAUUAUAUUAUUAUUUGUUAUUGAACUUAAAAAAAAAAAAAAAAAAACUAUGCAAUAAUUGUUGAUUUUUUUGUCAUAAUUUUAAAUAUAAAGAAAAGGAAAAAAACAAGACGCAAACUUUACUAACCCCGCUGAGUUGAAGAUGAAGAUUAUACGAUUUAAACGAGUAUAAAUUAUACAUUAUAUAUACACAACUUGAAGCGAGCGAAAUUACGAGCAAAUUACUAACUCGCAGCAGCGGCAAGCGAUAUGCGAUAUCAAAAUAAAAAUAUAAAUAAAAAAUGUAUCUACAGCUAAUAUUAACAU
This is a messenger RNA of Drosophila innubila, 17463 nucleotides long. RefSeq lists its product as uncharacterized. The transcript has 19 exons. Gene Ontology annotation, biological process: actin cytoskeleton organization. Bases 31 to 16839 code for a protein of 5602 amino acids. Gene Ontology annotation, cellular component: filamentous actin; microtubule organizing center. Gene Ontology annotation, molecular function: protein binding. The record is from RefSeq and is a predicted model, not a curated record. NCBI's taxonomy places the organism in Eukaryota, Metazoa, Arthropoda, Insecta, Diptera, Drosophilidae.